CGCUCAAUGUAGCAUAUUCAUCGUCUACGGCGGUAUACCUUCACGAUCUGCCAGUGCAAUACCGCCACGCGAUCCCCUUCCCACCCUUGAAGACUCGCGUCCGCCGCGCAGCUGUUAGUAUAAUAGCCCUCUCACCGCGCAACCGCCCGAUCAAACUGCCGCCACCGCCCGCCGUCCCCCUCGCUGCUCGCUCCACUGUGCAAAGGUCCGCCAAUCUAAAGCUGCUCGUGGGCAUGAUGCGCACUGCUUGUGGACGUGAUGUGCACUAGAUCUCUUGGGGUUUGGUUUGAGCGCUGGGAUUCGUUUGGGUGCUUAUGUGGGGAUUUGUUCUUCUAUAGAUCUGCGGGAUAGGGCCGUGGGUUUGAGGAUUUACCUAACAGUGAUGGUGAAAUUUUAUUGUAAUAGGGCUAGGUUAGGUUAGGUUAGGCUCAAGCAAUAGGGCUAAGUUAGGUUAAUUUUCCUACUACCUCUAUUAAUUAAAUUUCCAAAUAUCGAAAGUUAAAAUAAUAUAGCUAGAUAACAUGUUAUUGUUUUGCACAAGCUAAAAUAGGUAUAAAAUAAUACUUUCUCUAUUUUUUGAUAGUUUAUUUUAUCUUGAUGCAAUGAUCAAGAAUAAGAACCUUGCUUAGCAUCUCAUUAAUCAUGACUCCUUAUUUUAGAUGUUAUUAUAUACUUACAUUAAUCUUUUUCAAGAGAAGUUACUCUGCAUGAGAAUCGAACGACCAUCCAUACUAUUUCCAAGUUGUCAACUCAAAUAAAAUUAUUGAAAGAGAGUAAUUUAAUUUUAGAAAUAGGACUAUGAAAAGUAGAGGGAAUAAAGCUAAAUAUCCAGAUAUGCUUCUCUUUCCAUUUAUUUAUCAAAUUAGAUGUGUCUUUUAUAUCAGUUUCAGUGCAUAGUUUCAUUACAAUAUAAAAAAUUGAGAACUUAUAUCAGAACCAUAUGAGUAUUAUAGGGAUGAAAUUUCUCUCAUAUUAUAUAAAACUUUUACUUCUCUCUUCUUAUAAUAAUUCCAUACCAGUAAAUUUGCUGAUGUGGUAUAAUAUUUAAUAUCUAUAAAAAUUUAUACUGAGAGUUGUACGUGCGUCUCUUUAUCUGUCAUCUUAAUACUACUACUGUGAUGUCGUUGAUCUUCGUAAGAAUUAAACAUCUCGGGCUGAUCUCGGCUCGGGAUCCGCCAGCUUUAGGUGGCAGGCUCGCUCGAGCUCGGCUCAUUGACAGCCGUCCCGCUCAGGGCUCAGCCGCUCAGGGCCUCAGGUUCAUCUCCUCCCUCUGUUUCUUAAACUUUUCCCUUCUCUCGGACUCCCUCCUCCCUUGCUCUUCCUUCCCUGGCGGCGACGACUGGGCGAGCGGCAGCGCCAUUUGUCCUGUGUUCGCCCAGCCCUGUGCCGGCGACGAGCGCAUCCUCCAGACCAUAGACAAGUUGAUCUCUGAUCUCAUGAGUUCAGGAAGAACAGUAGCAUCCAAAGUUUCCUGUUCAGCGGGAAACAGUGGCAGCUUCCCUCCUUGCCUCCUUCCAGGGUUUCUAGGUUUCCCAGUUGUUUUUGUAAACUUCCACUUGUUCAAGGCCAUUGUUCGCAGCCCUGCAUCUUCUGUUGUCUUGGGAAUCUGUGGAGGGAGCCUCCCUUAGACAGUUGCCCUAUAAGGCAUCAUUCUAGUUUAUCUGGGAAUUCGUUGAAGGGAGCUGCCCUAGCUAAAUUGUGGCCCAAGACUUCUUAGGUCACGAAACUGCUGAAUCUCAUAAGCUCUAGAAGAUCUGAAGAUGGUUUCCUCUGAGAUAACCUCUGUUACAGCAGCUCGUGCACAGGGCCCCAAGCUUUUUAGAGGGAAGAUACUUCUCCCAGGGGGGCCACCAGAUGUUGUCCCUUCUGAAAAUGUCGAGUUCGAUUUUUCUGAUGUUUUCGGACCUACUGCAGUCCAUACUCCUACAGAAGUGAAUAUUCUCACUCCAGGCAGUCCAGCACCUGUGGCUGACUCCAGCGAUGAGGUUUACAAUGACCCUGAUGUCAUUGUCAAGCGAUCUCAUUCUCUUGUUGGUCCAUCAUCUCUUGUUAGCCAAUCGUUGCCAUUUAGCAAGCUUACGCCACACGAGACUGAGAUCUCAUUGGAACUUUCAGAAUGCUCUUCCAAAGAAAAGCAAAUUAGCCAUGUGUCCCUUAGUGAUGAUGAGCUUGAUGAUGUCAAAAAGGAGAAUGAGGGUGUUGGGCUCGAUGAUUUCGAAGUCUUGAAGCUUGUUGGCCAAGGUGCAUUUGGCAAAGUCUAUCAGGUGAGAAAGAAAGGUACUUCAGAAAUAUAUGCAAUGAAAGUUAUGAGGAAGGACAAGGUUGUGGAGAAGAAUCAUGCCGAGUACAUGAAAGCUGAGAGAGAUAUACUGACAAAAGUUGACCAUCCUUUUGUAGUGCAGCUGAGGUACUCGUUUCAGACAAAGUACCGACUUUACCUUGUCCUCGACUUCAUAAAUGGGGGCCAUCUCUUCUUCCAGCUUUACCAACAGGGUUUAUUUAGGGAGGAGCUUGCACGCAUCUAUACUGCUGAAAUUGUAUCUGCCGUAGCCCACCUCCAUGCCAAUGGUAUUAUGCAUAGAGAUUUGAAGCCUGAGAACAUCUUACUCGAUGCUGAUGGUCAUGCCAUGCUGACUGACUUUGGCGUGGCAAAGGAAUUUGAUGAAAACACUAGAUCAAACUCUAUGUGCGGUACUGUUGAGUACAUGGCCCCAGAAAUUGUUCAGGGCCGGGGGCAUGAUAAGGCUGCUGACUGGUGGAGCGUGGGGAUCCUUCUUUUUGAAAUGCUUACGGGCAAGCCACCAUUUGUUGGUGGAAACAGAGACAAGAUUCAGCAGAAGAUAGUGAAGGAGAAGAUAAAGCUGCCGACAUAUCUAUCCAGUGAAGUUCACUCUCUGUUGAAAGGAUUACUGAACAAAGAAGCUGGCAGACGGCUGGGAAGUGGGCCAGAUGGCAGUGAUGAAAUAAAGAACCACAAGUGGUUCAAGUCAAUCAACUGGAAGAGACUGGAGGCCCGGCAGAUCCAGCCAAGCUUCCGCCCAAAUGUUGCUGGCAAGACCUGCAUCGCGAACUUCGACGAGUGCUGGACGAGCAUGCCCGUCCUGGACUCUCCAGUGGCCAGCCCAGUCGCAGCCAACAGCAACUUCGUGGGGUUCAGUUAUGUGAGGCCUGCUCCAUUCCUGCAAAAGCCAAGUCCUCUUGGCUGAGGAGCUACUUCUGUUACCAGAGAAGAUCGACCCUGGAGUUGGAAUAUUUAUCUUGAGGUACCUGCGGGUACGAGUUUGCAUGUAGAUUUAUGUUUCUGUGAUUUCGUGGAAAACACUUUGUUCUACACAUUAGUGAUGCAAGUGUAACCUUAUUGUUGUGUUAUGGGGAGGCAUACCCACCUAUUGCUCGAGGACAACUGCUGGGCAAGUGACCAUGUGUAAUAAUUGCCAAAAUUUCUUACUGAAGCGGCAUAAUUAUCUACAGAAGAUGUGCAAUA
Panicum hallii is the source of this 3484-nucleotide messenger RNA. Its product is annotated as serine/threonine-protein kinase AtPK2/AtPK19-like. Gene Ontology annotation, biological process: protein phosphorylation. Bases 1761 to 3206 code for a protein of 481 amino acids. NCBI's taxonomy places the organism in Eukaryota, Viridiplantae, Streptophyta, Magnoliopsida, Poales, Poaceae. The transcript is spliced from 8 exons. Gene Ontology annotation, molecular function: protein serine/threonine kinase activity; ATP binding. The record is from RefSeq and is a predicted model, not a curated record.